Molecule: messenger RNA, 1235 nt
Organism: Fomitiporia mediterranea MF3/22
Lineage: Eukaryota; Fungi; Basidiomycota; Agaricomycetes; Hymenochaetales; Hymenochaetaceae
Product: alcohol dehydrogenase
Exons: 11
Coding region: 101-1129 (342 amino acids)
Molecular function (GO): oxidoreductase activity, acting on the CH-CH group of donors, NAD or NADP as acceptor
Source: RefSeq, a predicted model, not a curated record
GAUUGAGUGCUGCCCGAGCUACAGCUGACGGAUACUUCAUACUGCCGAGCGCGAAGAUAUAAAGCCUGACCCAACAUCAAACUGUCUUCAUUUCCCCACCAUGGCCUCCCAAAAUCAUACUCAAUACGUGCUCGCUGAACGUCCGAAGGAACAUGUCCUCGCAACGACGUUCAGGAAAGAGACUGUGCCGACACCACAGCCAGGAGAAAAGCAAGUCCUCGUCAAGGUUAACUAUUUGAGUAUGGAGCCUGCGAUGAGAGGGUGGUUGAAUGACAGGCGUAGUUAUAUUCCUCCAGUUCAAAUUGGUGAAGUCAUGCGUGCUGGUGGGUUAGGAACUGUCGUUGCUGCUGGACCCAAUUCAAAAUUCAAGACCGGGGAUAUUGUCACUGGUCUCCUCGGCUGGACCGAGUUCGCAUUGCUUGAUGACAAGGGCUUGAGUACGAUCGAUGUACCACCAAGAGCGGAGCUAUUGGAUUUCCUUGGCAUUCUCGGGACGACAGGUCUAACUGCGUAUUUCGGUCUCCUCGACGUCGGCCAAAUCAAACCUGGCGAAACCCUCGUCGUCUCAGGAGCAGCAGGCGCCGUCGGCUCCAUCGUUUGUCAAAUCGGUAAAAUCAAAGGCGCCAAAGUCGUCGGCAUCGCAGGUGGUGACGACAAAUGCACUUGGCUCAAGAAUGAAAUUGGUAUCGACGUUGCGUUGAAUUACAAAAGCGAGACGUUCCAUGAAGAGUUUAAGAAGGAUGUGGGGUAUUUUGAUGUGUAUUUUGAUAAUGUUGGAGGAGAGAUUUUGAAUUUUUUGUUGACGAGGAUGAAUAAGAAGGCUAGGAUUGCGCUUUGUGGUGCUAUUUCUGAUUAUAACAAACCCGUUCCUGAUGGCUUAACAAGCUACCUAAACCUCAUCUCCAUGUCUGCCAAGAUGGAAGGUUUCAUUGUUCUGAAUUAUAAAGAUCAAUGGCCCGCAGGAGUCGCCGAACUAGCAAACUGGAUCGCAGAUGGCAAGCUCAAACGUCGAUUUACAAUCGUACAUGGACUUGAGAAAGCAUACGAUGCGAUGAAUAUGCUGUUCACUGGUGGAAACACCGGAAAAUUGAUUGUGCAGGUAGCACAGCACGAGCAGAGCAGACUCUGAAACUCACAUGUACAACUGGAACCUGGUUCCGAUUCCGAUAAACAAAAGGAUCUUCUUGUAUUCAUAAGGCAUCACAACAUUAACAAAUACACAUUUAACAUUCGAC